AUGCCGAUCAGUGUUCUGCGACGGCAGACCGUCGUCGAUGGGACCGGUAGUUCCAGUGGAGAAAGCUCACGCCGCGCAUCACUCGCCGACACUCCUCGAAAAUCCAGCAUUGUCGGCUUGACUCUACGGCUGACUCGAUCCAAAAGGUCUAAUUUGGCCAAUGAUCCAGCUUCAGCUUCAGCAUCUGUAGCACAACGUUUAGGAGACGCUUUCCUUUCUCUUCCCGAUGAGAUUAUUACCCAGAUCAUCUGCCACCUUUCCACAGAGGAAUUUCUAGCACUUCGACUUACUUCCCGUACUAUCCAUGCCCUCUUGAGAGCCAAUGCUGCUCCCAUCACACGCUCGAUACUUACUCACAGUGCUCCAUCCGAAGGUGACUUCGAGUGCAUCCAGCACCUGUAUCCUCAGCCGAAACCAUGCACCAAUGAGCGAUAUCUGCUGCAAAUGAUUCGACGGCAAUCACUGGUUGAUCGGAUGCUGUCAAUCAUCGCCUCUUUUGUUCAGAUGAAGGUUUACAUGAUUCCGUCUUGUCCACGUUUCGCAGAUUUCUCCCCCUACAAACGAAGGCUGGAGCGACGUUUUCAUGCAUCUGCCUGGAUUAUCUACCAUUUCCUUGAGAGAUUCAGGCAUAUCCUUGUCUUCCAGCAUCCUUAUCAUGGGCAACGUCCACCAGACCGCUCUCAUGACUGUCAAGACUGCACCAACUCCGUCAAUGAGUUAAUCCGAUCAUACCCUCCCUCCGAGAUCAUUCCGGCAUAUCACUUCUACGGGCUCCUUCUCCAGCAUCUCCGCCAACUGAGUCGUGCGCCGAGCUAUGUAGGCACCAUCGAGCGCCGCUUAAGAGGUUGGUCCCGUCGUCCACCAGCUGAUUCACAGUUGGCUCAAGUCGUAAUUUUGGGAGGGAUUCCAUUGCUGUCCAGACUGUCCAUCUUAAAAGGCACAUAUAACCAACGCGUCGAAGUCAUUGGCUCAUUCAUCGAUAAGAUAUCGACCUUGGCUGCUACGCAGAUACGGCUCUUCGUUGCCCCAAAAAGCUCAUCCUCGCCAUCUGCGCAGCAUCUUAGGAUCAUAGAUCUGUCCGAGUUCGAAUCCCUCAAGGCACCUCUCGACCCCCCUUUCUCAGAUAUCUCGGAAAAAACUAUCGCGGCUCUUCCAAGCCUGGAGAGGUUUGUUUCGGAUGACUGGGCAGUUAGAAUGUAUGAAACUAUUGGGCCUACUGAUGUGCCUGCGAGUGCUUUUGGUUUUGUGCAAAAUGUUCUCGCGGGGAAAGACAAUGGCCCCGAUUAUCUGGAACCCAUUAUCGGGUUUGCAUGA
Messenger RNA from Exophiala aquamarina CBS 119918, 1314 nucleotides. RefSeq lists its product as uncharacterized. The record is from RefSeq and is a predicted model, not a curated record. The transcript is spliced from 2 exons. Gene Ontology annotation, molecular function: protein binding. NCBI's taxonomy places the organism in Eukaryota, Fungi, Ascomycota, Eurotiomycetes, Chaetothyriales, Herpotrichiellaceae. The coding region runs from base 1 to 1314 and encodes 437 amino acids.